This is a messenger RNA of Poecilia reticulata (guppy), 3071 nucleotides long. NCBI's taxonomy places the organism in Eukaryota, Metazoa, Chordata, Actinopteri, Cyprinodontiformes, Poeciliidae. The record is from RefSeq and is a predicted model, not a curated record.
AAUCACCUUGAGGCUUGUGUCGCCGCGGCUCUCCGCGCCUCCCCUACGCCAGCCUCUAUAUUUAGGCUGCUUGUUGUGGCGCUGGUCAGCUGGGACCUUCAGCAGGACACGCCUCUGGAUUGAAUGGAGCGCACCGUGCGUAAAGUCCAGACCGCAGCAGAUCCAAACUUUGUCGCUUCUUUUGGGUGUCGAUUGGUUUUGGUAUCGGCAUUAGUUCGUCGGAGACUAUAAAUGCAGCGAUGACUCGAGAGGAGGACCUGAUCCGGAUCGCCAAAAAGCUAGACAAGAUGGUGUCUAGAAAUAACACGGAGGGUGCCAUCGACCUGCUGAAGGAGUUGAAAGGCUUCAAUAUGACACUGAAGCUUCUCCAGGAAACAAGAAUUGGCAUGUCUGUGAACAACAUCAGGAAGCACUGCAGAGACGAAGAAGUUAUCUCUUUGGCAAAAGUCCUCAUUAAAGACUGGAAGAGACUUCUGGACUCUGGAAAUUCUCACUCUGAGAAAGUUGACGAACUGAAGAAUGGUUUGGACGCCAGGAAACCUGCAGCAGCUACAAACAGCUCCUCCUCAGAGCCACAGAGCAGUCACAGGAGGCUGGAGGCCAAACUGAAACAUGAAUCAGAUUCUGACAAAAGCAGGAAUGAAAAACACAACGACAACCACAUAAACAAAGAGAGGCAUGCGGACGAUCCCGGGGUGGAUGGAAAACACCUCGAAGGACAGCAAAGUGAGAAACACCUUCAAGAAAUCAGAGCAGAGAAACAAACACCUGCAGCGAAUCCCAAACCGGGAACGGAUAACAAGAAAGAGAGGCACGCACCAGACCUGCAGAGUGGAAAACACGAGUCGGACCCAGUCAAGCACAGAUCGCUGGAGGAUUUGAAGAAGACGAGAGACGCAGAGCUGAUAAAGAAAGAGAAACCCUCCGAGGAGCCUAGGAGAUACGCAGACGACGGGAAGGAGGAUAAAAGCAGAGCGGAAAGCAGACACGAGUGGCCUGUCGGCCCACCUCAGAGAGGGAAGCCCACUGAAGCUCACAAGCUAAUCUUUGAAAGGAGAGGAGUGCUGGACAGCAGCGUACUGUACCCCACCCGCUUCCCCUCCCCCCCUCGACCCGCUCGGCCUCUUCUGCCCGUCAAACGUCCGUCUCUGGACUCGAAAAAAGACACCAGGAAGGACGGUAAAGAGUCUUCCUCUCGACACCCUCACUCUCAACCGGGCUCUCCGCCACCAAAACGACCCGCGGCGGAAGUCAAGAAAGAGAGGAAGGUUCCACCGGACCCAAAUGCUCCGAUAGCUCCUCUUCCCUUCCACCUCCAUCCUCCUCCGCCGAGAAAAGAGCCUCCUGAUCCCAACGCGCCCCUUCCUCCUCUCCCGCUCCACCUCCAUCCCCCCGCUGCUCCUCCGAAGCGCCCCUCUGUGGACGGGGGCAAGGACAGAGAGAGGUCUGGGCCAGAUGUUGCUGCCUUGACGUACCAGAGUGAAACAGUCAAGGACGACGCAGUACAAUUCAACACAGAGUUUCCCUCUUUGAAAGAUUCAGAUGAUGGCAAAGCAUCUAAGAAACUGUCAGAUGACACCAAGAGAGAAAGGAAAGAUUCUUCUGACUCUAAACCACCCUCUACCAAAAAGCCCGCCAUCGAGGCCAAAAAAGAAAAGCACAGGAAGGAUUCCAGUGAACUGAAGCCAAGCCAACCUGCAAAAGGCCAUUCCACUGACUCCAAAUCCGUCAGACGCGAGUCCACCGACUCAAAGAGAAGCAGCUCACCUCCAGCAAAGAAGAUAUCAAGUGAAAGGAGAGAGUCUUUAGGCUCGAAGCCUCUUGGACAACCACAGAGGAAACAGUCUACUGACAGCCUGGAAAGGAAGGGUAAAACCGAAGCGCCCAGAACUCCCACCACCCCGACCAGUCCGCUGUCACCCAGCUUCAGCUCUCCGGGGGGUCCUCUGUCCCCUCACCUGGCUACUGGAGACUCCGUUAGAGACAAGUGCAUUGAGAUGCUGGCAGCUGCCCUGCGGACAGACAAUGACUACAAAGAUUUUGGAGCAAACUGCGACGGCAUGGCAGCAGAGAUUGAGGAUCAUAUCUACCAGGAGAUCAGGGCCACAGACAUGAAGUACAAGAACCGAGUCCGGAGCCGCAUCAGCAACCUGAAGGACCCCAAGAACCCGGGACUUCGCAGAAACGUCCUGGCCGGCAGCAUUGAGUUGAGCCGCAUCGCCAGCAUGUCUGCUGAGGAAAUGGCCAGUGAUGAGCUGAAGCAGCUGAGGAACGUCCUAACCCAGGAGGCCAUCAGGGAGCACCAGAUGGCCAAAACCGGUGGGACCACCACAGACCUGCUGCAAUGCGGCAAAUGCAAGAAGAAGAACUGCACCUACAACCAGGUGCAGACCCGCAGCGCUGAUGAGCCGAUGACCACAUUUGUCCUCUGCAAUGAGUGUGGCAACCGCUGGAAGUUCUGCUGAUGCCUUCAGAGGUGAAGCUAUUCUUCUCAGAGGCCCUGGAUUGCUUCUUGCCCAUAACUGGACGAGAAAAAGUUAGCAAACCACUGUAGAUGAUGGAUUCAACAAAAAACGUUCUUGCAAUUUUUACUAGAGAUUUUUUUAGAUUUAUGAGCAUGGAUAAAUAAAGUUGGAAUACAGUGGAUUGGACGACGGCUUAAUCAUGAAAUCCACAUGGUUGUAAAUGAAUAGUAAUUAGGAUCUUGGACCUAAUUAACAGGACACGUUAAUCUCUUUAACAUGCCAUGCAAUACAAUAGCCGUUUAUUUUGUAUAUACAUAUAUCUUCCAAUAAAACCACAUAAAUAAAAACUCUCUGAAGUAUCAUUUAAGAAAAAAAAAAGAUUGUAAAUUGCCAUUGCUGUGUUUGAUGUGUACAAACUGCAUGUCAACUUUAUAGUGUUUUUUUUUUUUUUGCUCAUGCAACAGAGUCGUUAGAUUUCACAAGAAACGUAAUGGAGGCCUAGAAGUACGUUUUUUGUUUGUUUUUUCUCCAAAAAGUUACUCAGGUAAAUGUAACUGAAUAAAUACUUAAAGCAAAAUAAAAGCUACAUCAUGGUGGCCAAACAAU